Molecule: messenger RNA, 2046 nt
Organism: Trichomonas vaginalis G3
Lineage: Eukaryota; Parabasalia; Trichomonadida; Trichomonadidae
Product: Ankyrin repeat family
Exons: 1
Coding region: 1-2046 (681 amino acids)
Molecular function (GO): protein binding
Source: RefSeq, a predicted model, not a curated record
AUGAAUCUGAAUUACGAAUACAUUGCUGCUCAUCUAAGUGAUUAUAUUCAAAACGAAAACUUUUUUGAUACAUUCGAUAUCAGAGAUAUCAAAAGAAUCAUGAAAUAUUCACGUUUGACUGUAGAUGAGUACGUUACUCUUCUUAAACAGUCUUCAUCAACUGUCAAUGCCAAAGAAUUAUAUAUCAGUACACGAAAAGCAAAUGUUACUAUCCAAAACUUCGAAGAAGUUGUUUCAAUUCUUAACUUCGUCAAAAAGUACAUGAAAUUCCAUAUAUUUGAUGGAAUCAUUGAUUUCAUCAAUGAAAACGACAAACAUAUGCGUGAUUCUAAAGAAGAAAUCAAACAACCUCAAACAGAAAUAAAAACAUUACAGAAUCAAAUACAAAAUUCUGCCAAAGAAACUACAGUCACUCGAACUAAUGAAGAUCACAACUACUCUAGUGAAUUUUUAACCAAAAUCUCAUCACUUAAAGAAACCAAUGAUUUUGAUCGUGUUUACCAAUUCUUUGAAGAACUUUCUUCUCAAGGAAAUCGUGAAAUUAUUUCAAAGGCUUGUGAAGAAGGACUUUGGAAGAAGACAACAGAUUAUGGAAAGAAUGUACUUCAUAUUGCAAGUGAAAAAGGAAAUCUUAAUCUUGUCAAAUCACUUAUUGAAUGUGGCUGUGAUAAAGAAACAAAGAAUCAAAAUGAAUAUACUCCACUCAUUUCUGCAUCAGAAAAUGGUCAUCUUGAAGUUGUUGAAUAUCUUAUCUCAGUUGGAGCUGAUAAAGAUGCAAAGAAUAAAUUUGGAUAUACUCCACUCAUUUCUGCAUCAAAGAAUGGUCAUCUUGAAGUUGUUAAAUAUCUUAUCUCAGUUGAUGCUGAUAAAGAAACAAAGAAUAAAGAUGGAUCUACUCCACUCAUUAAAGCAUCACAAUAUGGUCAUCUUGAAGUUGUUAAAUAUCUUAUCUCAGUUGAUGCUGAUAAAGAAGCAAAGGAUGUAAAUGGAUCUACUCCACUCAUUUUUGCAUCAAUUAAUGGUCAUCUUGAAGUUGUUAAAUAUCUUAUCUCAGUUGAUGCUGAUAAAGAAGCAAAGGAUAAAUUUGGAUAUACUCCACUCAUUUUUGCAUCACAAAAAGGUCAUCUUGAAGUUGUUAAAUAUCUUAUCUCAGUUGAUGCUGAUAAAGAAGCAAAGAAUAAAUUUGGAUAUACUCCACUCAUUUCUGCAUCAAAGAAUGGUCAUCUUGAAGUUGUUAAAUAUCUUAUCUCAGUUGAUGCUGAUAAAGAAGCAAAGGAUAAUUUUGGAUCUACUCCACUCUUUUCUGCAUCAGAAAAUGGUCAUCUUGAAGUUGUUAAAUAUCUUAUCUCAGUUGAUGCUGAUAAAGAAGCAAAGGAUGUAAAUGGAUCUACUCCACUCAUUUUUGCAUCAAUUAAUGGUCAUCUUGAAGUUGUUAAAUAUCUUAUCUCAGUUGAUGCUGAUAAAGAAGCAAAGGAUAAAUUUGGAUAUACUCCACUCAUUAAAGCAUCAGAAUAUGGUCAUCUUGAAGUUGUUAAAUAUCUUAUCUCAGUUGGAGCUGAUAAAGAAACAAAGAAUAAAGAUGGAUCUACUCCACUCAUUUAUGCAUCACAAUAUGGUCAUCUUGAAGUUGUUAAAUAUCUUAUCUCAGUUGGAGCUGAUAAAGAAACAAAGAAUAAAGAUGGAUCUACUCCACUCAUUUAUGCAUCACAAAAAGGUCAUCUUGAAGUUGUUAAAUAUCUUAUCUCAGUUGAUGCUGAUAAAGAAGCAAAGGAUAAAUUUGGAUAUACUCCACUCAUUUUUGCAUCACAAAAAGGUCAUCUUGAAGUUGUUAAAUAUCUUAUCUCAGUUGAUGCUGAUAAAGAAGCAAAGAAUAAAUUUGGAUAUACUCCACUCAUUAAAGCAUCAGAAUAUGGUCAUCUUGAAGUUGUUAAAUAUCUUAUCUCUAUUGGAGCUAAUAAAGAAGCAAAGAAUAAUAAUGGAAAGACUGCUCUUGAUGUUGCAACUGGUUCUGUGAAAAAAUACUUUUUGGAUGACAAAACAGAAUAG